This is a messenger RNA of Wickerhamiella sorbophila, 813 nucleotides long. Its product is annotated as Putative mitochondrial carrier protein PET8. Gene Ontology annotation, cellular component: mitochondrial inner membrane. Gene Ontology annotation, molecular function: S-adenosyl-L-methionine transmembrane transporter activity. Gene Ontology annotation, biological process: transmembrane transport. The record is from RefSeq and is a predicted model, not a curated record. The transcript has a single exon. Lineage: Eukaryota; Fungi; Ascomycota; Dipodascomycetes; Dipodascales; Trichomonascaceae. Bases 1 to 813 code for a protein of 270 amino acids.
AUGGUUAACGAUGAGGUCUUGAGAUCGCUGGCUGCAGGCGGUGUGGCGGGCACGUGUACCGACCUGGUCUUCUUUCCUAUCGAUACGGUCAAGACGAGGCUGCAAGCCAAGGGAGGAUUUUUCACCAACGGAGGCUGGCAUGGUAUCUACCACGGCGUAGGGUCAACAAUUGUCGCUUCCGCCCCGGGUGCGGCUCUGUUUUUUAUGUGCUACGACUAUGGUAAACGUACUCUUCCCGAGUACUCUUACUUUAAGGAUAGUCCUGCAAUGAUCCAUAUGACGUCGGCUUCGAUCGGUGAGAUUGCCGCUUGCAGCGUUCGAGUGCCCUCUGAGGUGGUCAAACAGCGCGUUCAGACGGGGCAGCAUGUUUCGUCGUGGAUCUCCUUCACUAAUAUUCUGAAAAACCAGUCGGGCGAGGGCGUGUUCAGAGGGCUUUACCGCGGGUACUUUACGGCUAUUAUGCGAGAGAUUCCUUUCACCAUGGUCCAAUUUCCACUGUACGAGAAAAUGAAGUCGGUGUGGGCAAAUGCUCGUGGGGUGAAAAAGGUUGACCCUUUGAGCGGUGCUCUCUGUGGGUCCGUCGCUGGUGGUAUCGCGGCAGCCGCUACGACUCCAUUGGACGUACUCAAAACCCGGCUUAUACUUAAUAGACACGGCGAAACUUUUGGUGAAACAUUGAGGGAUAUUUACAAAGAUGGUUCAGCCACAUUCUUCCGCGGUAUUGUGCCCAGAACCUUGUGGAUCAGUGCUGGAGGCGCGGUGUUCCUUGGCAUGUAUGAAGUUGCAAGCUCGCUUUUGUACAGAGACAACUGA